CGUUUGAAGAACCGACUCCUCGCGGAGUGAAUCAUUCUCAGUGUUUACACUGUCAGCUGUCAAGAACGAAACAAGCGGCUCUUCUUCUCGUCUGCUCAGGACUGAAAACGCCGACCAGCACUGAACAGGUUUCCGUAACGCCCUUCAGGACGGACUCUCUGGUUUUCGACCCUUUGCAGCGGGAAAGCGGAUCAACUCUCGUAACAUGAGCUCGGUGGCUGUGUUGACUCAGGAGAGUUUUGCCGAGCACCGUAGUGGGCUGAAGGACACGCAGAUCUCAGGAGGUGUUUCCGAGGAUGAAGCGUACAUUCCCACUUACCUGGAAGCCUUCCCUCCGUUGCCGGAGAAGGGCACUCCGGGGGAGAGGUCAGGAGAUCCAGUGGGAGCUUGGAGCAAAAUUCGACCGAUCAAAGCUUCGGUCAUUACACAGGUGUUCCACGUGCCCCUGGAGGAGCGUCGAUACAAGGACAACAGCCAGUUUGGGGAAGGAGAAGAAGCGAAAGUGUGCUUAGACAUCAUGCAGAAGACCGACGCUCACAUCGAACUCUCUCUGGCCAAAGACCAAGGCCUUUCCAUCAUGGUGACGGGGAAGCUUGAGUCGGUCAUGAAGGCUCGCAAAGAAAUCGUGGCUCGACUUCAGACUCAGGCCUCGGCUACGGUCAUCAUUCCGAAGGAGCACCAUCGCUUUGUGAUUGGGAAAAAUGGAGAGAAACUACAAGAGCUGGAACUGAAAACAGCCACCAAGAUCGCUAUUCCCCGUCCCGACGACCCGAGCGCUAACAUACGCAUCACCGGCACCAAAGAGGGCAUCGAGAAAGCCCGGCACGAGAUCCUGCUCAUCUCUGCAGAACAGGACAAGCGCGCUGUGGAGCGUCUGUCUCUAGAGAAAGCCUUUCAUCCCUUCAUCGCCGGCGCGUACAACCGACUGGUCCAGGAGCUGAGCCAAGAGACAGGCACUCGCAUCAGCAUCCCGCCGCCCAGCCUGCUUAAGGAUGAGAUCGUCAUCACUGGGGAAAAGGAGGCGGUCGCCAUGGUGAUCACACGCAUCCGCGCCAUUUACGAGGAAAAGAAGCGAAAAACGACGACCAUCUCAGUGGAAGUGAAGAAGUCUCAGCAUAAAUAUAUCAUCGGUCCAAAGGGAAACAGUCUGCAGGAGAUCAUGGAGAGCACCGGGGUGUCUGUGGAGAUGCCCCCGUUAGACUCCAGCUCUGAGACUAUCAUCCUCAGAGGAGAACCGGACAAACUGGGACCUGCUCUGACACAGGUGUAUGCCAAGGCUAAGAGUGUAAUGGCAGUGGAAGUGACCGCACCUGCCUGGCUCCAUCGAUUCAUCAUAGGAAAGAAAGGACAAAACAUUGGCCGUAUCACACAGCAGCUGCCCAGGGUGCACAUUGAGUUCACAGACGGAGAAGAGCGGAUCAUUCUGGAAGGUCCGACGGAGGAAGUGGAGCAAGCUCAGGCUCAAAUACAGGAGAUUAUUAAUGAUCUGAUGUCGAGGAUGGACUACACGGAAAUUAACAUUGACCAGCGUUUUCACAGACAUCUCAUUGGCAAGAACGGGGCAAACAUAAACCGGAUCAAGGAGCUGUACAAAGUGUCGGUGCGGAUUCCUCAGGACUCGGACCGCUGCGGGUUGGUCCGUAUCGAGGGAGACCCUCAGGGAGUGCAGCAGGCUCGCAGGGAGCUUGUGGACAUGGCCCAGCGCAUGGAAAACGAGCGCACCAAAGACCUGAUCAUAGAGCAGAAGUUUCACCGCACCAUCAUCGGCCAGAAGGGAGAGAAGAUCAAAGAAGUGCGAGACAAGUUUCCUGAGGUCAUCAUCACAUUUCCGGACCAGUCUCAGAAAAGUGACAUAGUGCAGCUCCGUGGGCCAAAAAACGAGGUGGAGAAAUGUGCCAAGUUUCUCCAGAAACUCCUGCUGGAGCUGGUUGAAAGCAGCUACUCCAUAUCUGUUCCCAUAUUUAAGCAGUUUCAUAAAAAUAUCAUUGGCAAAGGAGGUGCCAACAUCAAAAAGAUCCGUGAAGAGACCAACACGAAGAUCGAUCUCCCCACAGAGAACAGCGACUCGGAGACGAUUGUGAUCACCGGUAAGAAAAGUAACUGUGAGGCAGCGCGGGACCGCAUCCUCUCCAUCCAGAGAGACCUGGCCAAUCUGAAGGAAACCGAGGUGACCAUCCCGGCCAAGCUGCAUAACUCCUUGAUUGGGUCUAAGGGCUGUCUGGUGCGCUCCGUGAUGGAGGAGUGUGGAGGUGUUCACAUUCACUUCCCUGCUGAGGGCUCCGGGGUGGACAGAGUGACCAUCCGUGGGCCUGCAGAAGAGGUGGAGAGAGCCAAGAAACAGUUACUGCAGCUCGCUGAAGAGAAGCAAGUCAACAAUUUCUCAGUAGAGCUGCAGGCCAAGCCCGAGUACCACAAGUUCCUGAUUGGCCGAGGAGGGGCGAACAUUCGGCGUGUUCGUGACCGGACAGGAGCUCGCAUCAUCUUCCCUUCACCUGAAGAACCCGAGCAGGAGCGCAUCACCAUCAUGGGCCGAGAGGAAGCCGUUCUGCUCGCUCAGAAAGAGCUGGAGAACCUCAUUAAAAACCUGGAGGACGUGAUAGAGGACACUAUGGUCGUGGACCCACGGCAUCAUCGUCACUUUGUUUGCCGGCGAGGGCAGGUGCUGAGGGAGUUAACAGAGGAGUAUGGCGGCGUCGCCGUUAGUUUCCCUCGAACAGGAACACACAGCGACUGUAUCACUCUGAAAGGGGCCCGAGAGUGUGUGAAUGCUGCAAAGAAGCGCAUCCAGGAGAUCAUUCAGGAUCUGGAGUCUCAGGUAAGCGUGGAGGUGGUGAUUCCUCAGCGCUACCACAGAGCCAUGAUGGGACCCAAAGGCUGCAGGAUCCAGCAGAUCACCCGAGAGCACGAGGUCCAGAUCAAAUUCCCAGAGAGAGAGGAAACCGCAGCUCAGGAAACGUCUCCUGUGGAGAACAACAGCACCAGCCCAGAGACGGACUCCGUGCCUCGAAAAUGUGACAUCAUCACUGUGACGGGUCGUGCAGAGAAGUGCGAGCUGGCUCGAUCGGCCCUGCUGGCGCUGGUUCCUGUGACAGUUGAUGUGGAGGUGCCCAACGACCUGCACCGCUACAUCAUCGGCCAGAAAGGAGCUGGGAUCAGGAAGAUGAUGGAGGACUACGAGGUGAACAUCUGGGUUCCUCAGGCUGAGCAGCAGUCUGAUGUGAUAAAGGUCAUGGGGCAGGAGGUCAGUGUGGAGAGAGCCAAGCAGGCGCUGAUGUGCAGAGUGAAAGAGCUCCAGGCAGAACAGGAGGAGCGGGCUUUACGCAGCUACAAGGUGACCCUCUCGGUCGACCCUAAAUACCACCCCAAAAUCAUCGGCCGUAAAGGAGCCGUGAUCUCGCAGAUCCGCAAAGACCACGACGUCAACGUGCAGUUCCCUGACAAGAAUGACGAGCAGCAGGACGUGAUCGUGAUCUGGGGUUAUGAACGGAACGUGGAGGAGGCCAAGGCAGCUAUAGAGCAGAUGGUCGCAGAGCUGCAGGAGAUGGUGAGCGAGGACAUCCGGCUGGAUCACCGGGUCCACGCACGCAUCAUCGGAGCUCGCGGGAAGGCCAUCCGCAAACUCAUGGAGGAGUUUAAAGUAGAUAUCAGGUUUCCUCAGCCUAGCUCGGACGACCCCGACAAAGUGACUGUCACGGGCCUGCCAGAGAACGUCGAUAAAGCCAUCGACCAUCUGCUCAACCUGGAGGAGGAAUAUAUGUUGAGCGUGACCGAGACAGAAACGUUGGCUGCCUAUAUGAAACCUCCGUCCAAGUUCAUGGGAGGAGGAGGAGACGAGGAGGGCCGAGGCCCGGCUAAAGGCUUUGUCGUCAGAGACGCUCCUUGGAACGUCCCAGGAAGCAAGGCCCCUGACAUGAGCAGCGCUGAGGAUUUCCCCACAUUCGGCUCUGGUGUGGCACCGAAACAGACGUCUGCCUGGGGGCCCAAAAAGUUCUGAAAGGGAGCGAGACAUGACUUACCUUUCUUUCUUUCUUUCUUUCUUUCUCACUCACUCUCUCUCUCUCUCUCUCUCCACAUCAAGGAGAAAUCACAGAACAUUUUCAACAUGUACAUGUAGCUUCCUCCCAGGGCUGAACCCGUGCUCUUUUUAUCCGUCUUUUUAAACCAGCAGCGGUUCAGCCUCAUCUGAACUCGCAUCCACUGCACUCGCAUCCCUUCUCCCAUUUAAAAUGAAAUUUCUCAAGACGUCCCUCGCAUUCUGUUCCUGGCGUCGGUGGGCAUGAAAACGUUCCCGAAAUAACGUCACUCCACACUCUCUCUCUCAAACACUUUUACUGGCACUGAUCUCACAUUUUUAUCAUUUAGAGAUCCUGUAGUACACUGUGUGUUCGUUUAAUAGCUUUCGUGCGAAUCGGGGCCUCGCUUAUAAAAACCGCACACGCACAAAAACCCAUCCGUUUCAACCAGCACAAGAUUUCAGUCUCACGGUCUCUUUAGUGUCACUUUCAGUAAGGAAUAACCAGGUCUGAAGUAAUGAAGGUACAGGAAUAUUAUUAAACCACUCUGUACAUCCGCACUGAGCUGAAAAGCAUCACAAAACGCACAAGAGUUUUUUUUUCUGUAACUUCAGAAAUUCAGCCAGGAACAGGAAGCUGAAGCGGUCAGAAAGUGUCGCUUUCCUUUUUUUUUGGCGCUGACGUGACCCGAUAUUCACUCCUAACACGUUUAACCCUGACUGAUGAACUUCAAGGAUACGAUCGCCGUUUUUCCAGUUUCCUUUAUUACUUCCUUAUUUUUCUACACACAAUUUUUACACUAAGUUCCUGUUGAAGACGCACUUUGAGGACGGUUUUGUCCGAGUGCCGGGUUUAUAAACGAGGCCACAGAAGCGCUUGGUGCUUUUAGCUGUUCCUUUUUACUGUACAAAGAAGUGUUUUAUUAUUAUUAUUUGUUAUUAUUAUUAUUCUUGGAACCUGAAAGUAGCGACUCUCAAAUUCUGAUCCUGAGAUUAAUCUGUGAAGAAUAUUUAUUUCACAUUUCAUUCUUUUAUUAUUAUUAUUAUUUAAGUUUCUCGUUUAUUUAUUUAAUCUGUAAAGAGCAUAAAUGCUGAAGCGUGUACAGUAUAUAUUUGUUUUUGUCUCUAACCAUGUGCUUUCACUUCAGAUAUAGUGACAAUGCCAGAGGUGAACUUUUUAAUCGGGGAGGGAAGGAAGGAAG
Hemibagrus wyckioides is the source of this 5214-nucleotide messenger RNA. It is a transcript of the gene hdlbpb, whose product is annotated as high density lipoprotein binding protein b. The transcript is spliced from 28 exons. Gene Ontology annotation, molecular function: mRNA binding. Gene Ontology annotation, cellular component: nucleus; cytoplasm. The record is from RefSeq and is a predicted model, not a curated record. Bases 206 to 3994 code for a protein of 1262 amino acids. NCBI's taxonomy places the organism in Eukaryota, Metazoa, Chordata, Actinopteri, Siluriformes, Bagridae.